Symbiodinium sp. CCMP2592 is the source of this 152-nucleotide messenger RNA. NCBI's taxonomy places the organism in Eukaryota, Dinophyceae, Suessiales, Symbiodiniaceae. The record is from the annotation of a GenBank genome assembly.
GUACCACUGCAACACCGACUGCCUCCUGUUGAGCGAUUGCGGCACGCAGACGCGCAGCGCCUGCGGUGGCAGCCUCUACUUGCGAAAUCUCGACAUGCGGCUGGGCUCGCGUCUCGCGACCGAGAUAUUGGACCCAGCCAAGUGCCACAAAG